This is a messenger RNA of Ananas comosus (pineapple), 1091 nucleotides long. Its product is annotated as protein trichome birefringence-like 12. The transcript is spliced from 3 exons. Gene Ontology annotation, cellular component: Golgi apparatus. Gene Ontology annotation, molecular function: O-acetyltransferase activity. NCBI's taxonomy places the organism in Eukaryota, Viridiplantae, Streptophyta, Magnoliopsida, Poales, Bromeliaceae. The record is from RefSeq and is a predicted model, not a curated record. Bases 1 to 690 code for a protein of 229 amino acids.
AUGGAGAUGUGCUCGGACGAGGCUGUGAAGUACAUGUGGGAGGGGGCGAUCCCUCUCCAGAUCCAUCUCCAUGAAUCCGAGGUCACCACGCUACCUCCUCCUUCCCCGAUCUUGUUAAGCUCUAUUAAUUCGCCUGAACUCAGGUGGGGGCCAGAUAAAUUUCCUAAAGAGACUCCACUUGUCUUCUAUAGAGAAGGAAAGCCGAUAGAUCCCCCACUCGGCAUAUUUGACGGCCUAAAAGUAGUGCUUGAGAGUAUGGCAUCUUACACAGAUCGCGAAGUUCCUAAACAAACAUUAAAGCUAUGGCGAACUCAAUCACCGAGGCACUUCUAUGGUGGGGAAUGGGAUCAUAAUGGCAGCUGCUUAUUCGAUGAGCCCCCGAAAGAUAAUGAGCUUGAUUCUUGGUUCGAUCCGAGGAACAGAGGAGUAAACAAAGAAGCAAGGGAAGUGAACACUCUCAUUCAAAGUGCUUUAAUUGGCACAGACAUACAAUUAUUCAAUUUGACCUAUUUAAGUGAGUUUCGGGCUGAUGCUCAUCCAGCAAUAUGGCUGGGAAAGAAGGAUGUCGUUGCCAUAUGGGGACAGAACUGCAUGCAUUGGUGCCUUCCCGGACUACCCGAUACAUGGGUCGACAUCUUGGUUGCGCGAAUCAUGCACUAUUUUCAACAGGGUAAGCAUAGGAAAAAUUAAAAGAAAAAUUGACCCUUCAAACCCUAUUCUCUGAAGAUCGGCCUGAUUUAUUGAAACAAACUGGAGGACUUAUUUUUCUCAAAGAAGCCGCUGAUUCUUCUGACAGCCAAAUGGUUCUUAAACAAUGAGGUAUGCACCAAGCAUCUUCCUUGUAGUCUCGAAUUUUUCCUUCCUCCCUAUGUAGAAGUUUCGUGCGGUUCCAUUCAUUGAUUCAUUAAUCCGUAUGUACGGGAUGUGUUUCCAUUGAUUUAUUAAUUAGUACGCGCUUUAAGCUUCGGGUUUUGGUAUCUUGUCGCAAAAGCCUCUCGAAAGACAUGUUAGACUAGUUUUUCUUGUCGAUUUCUCUGAAAUUAACAAUGUUUUGGCAUCUUACGGUAUCUGUUAUACAACUUUUUCUUGCU